CCGCCGGUCCCGCCUCCCCGGGCACCGCUGUUGCCGCUGAGGGGGUCGGUGUGGGGCUGGUGCGGGCCGCGGCGGCGGGGAUUAGAGUAACGAUUUCAAGAUGCCAGGAGGUGCGAGAAUCUCGUUCAACAAUGUGGAUUCCUCUCUUUCAUCUUUGAAAAACUGCCAGUCUUACAUAAAUGAUGGAAUGGAUAUUGCUACUCGCGUUGCCCUUGAUCUUGUGGAAAGUUUCAAUGAUGUAGAGGAUGUUAACAGCAUGGAAAAAGUCAUGAUAGAAUUUGCUACAAUGGACAGAGAACUUAAUCAUUAUAUAAGGGCAAUUGAAGAAACGGUGAAUCAGAUCAAACGAGAAAAACCAGAAAACAUACCAGAUUUAAAAGCUUUAGUACAUGAAAAAUUUACUGCAAUGGAGAGCGAGAACAGUGACUCAGAUUUGCAAAAGAAUGAAAAAUAUGUGUAUUUUAAGGAUCAGCUUAAACAGAUGAGAAAACAAUUUUGCCAUAAAUCAGGUAAUGGUGAAGAGGCCAUUGAACAAAUCGAUGAAGAUAUAGCUGUGACUCAGAGUCAGAUGAACUUCAUUUGUCCCAUUACACAGAUGGAAAUGAAGAGGCCAGUCCGAAACAAGAUCUGUGGACACACUUAUGAAGAAGACGCCAUUCUAAAGUUUAUCCAGACUCGAAAGCAGCAAAAGAAGAAAGUCCGAUGCCCUAAAAUUGGCUGCAGCCAUUCUGAUGUGAAAGGAUCUGAUCUUAUGCCAGAUGAAGCGCUUAAAAGAGCGAUCGACAGUCAGAAUAAACAAAGCUGGUGAACGCUGGCUGAGACACUUUGAUAUGUUGCUGCCACAAAGAAAAUUUCUUAUUAGAGGUCUUGUGAGAUAAGCUGCUGAUUGUAAGUAGGUUGUGUAACUGCCUGUUGUUGAAAGUGUUUCAUUUACAGGCAAAGUUGAAGGUCUCAGCUGUAACUGAAAGCAUUUUUUAAACUGCCGAAUGUGAGAAGUUCCAGUUCAACUUGUUUGGUGUAUUUUUAACCUUCCUGAAGUUCUGAAAGCUUGCAUUCAAUAAAUAAGUCGUGUUUUGCAGCAUGUAA
Messenger RNA from Melopsittacus undulatus (budgerigar), 1086 nucleotides. RefSeq names its product NSE2 (MMS21) homolog, SMC5-SMC6 complex SUMO ligase (gene NSMCE2). Gene Ontology annotation, cellular component: Smc5-Smc6 complex; nucleus. Gene Ontology annotation, molecular function: SUMO ligase activity; zinc ion binding. The transcript has 7 exons. Bases 101 to 808 code for a protein of 235 amino acids. Gene Ontology annotation, biological process: double-strand break repair via homologous recombination; protein sumoylation. NCBI's taxonomy places the organism in Eukaryota, Metazoa, Chordata, Aves, Psittaciformes, Psittaculidae. The record is from RefSeq and is a predicted model, not a curated record.